AUGUCUGCUGCUGCUGGUUCUCCAAGAGAAAGGAGUGCACUACGCCUGGUUCUCCAAGAGAAAGGAGUGCACUACGUCUGGUUCUCCAAGAGAAAGGAGUGCACUACGUCUGGUUCUCCAAGAGAAAGGAGUGCACUACGCCUGGUUCUCCAAGAGAAAGGGGAGUGCACUACGUCUGGUUCUCCAAGAGAAAGGAGUGCACUACGUCUGGUUCUCCAAGAGAAAGGAGUGCACUACGUGGGGGAAAGGGAGCCUUUUGAGCUGCAGCCUAGAUGGCCAGCACCGGGGGCUGAGUGCGAGGAACCUCAUCUUCCCCAGGACGAAUCGAGACAUCCCGAGCCUGCAUUCAGAGAGGCGCAGAAGUGGAUCGAGGAGGUGACGGGGAGAAGUUUCGGGGAGAAUGACUUCCGGAGCAGCCUGGAGAACGGGAUCCUGCUCUGCGAGUUACUGGGGUCCAUCAGACCAGGUUUGGUCCAGAAGAUCAACAGACUACCUACACCUAUCGCUGGACUGGACAACCUGUCAGUGUUCCUCAGAGGCUGUGAGGAGUUGGGUCUGAAAGGUUCCCAGCUGUUUGAUCCUGGUGACCUACAGGACACCUCCGUACGAGCCAACCUCAGGGACUCAGACUGCAAUAGAAAACUGAAGAAUGUAUUAAUUACAGUAUUCUGGCUGGGGGAAGGCUUCCAGUGUGUGAGUGAGGACAGGUCUGGGUCAGACAGUGUGAGGCCAGGUGUGAGGGACAGUGGUUACGACUGUUGGGACUCAGAGCGGAGUCAGUCUCUUUCUCCCCCACAACACACACGGGACGACUCCCUGGACAGCCUGGAUUCUUUUGGCUCGCGCUCCCAGGCUAGCCCCUCCCCUGACGUCAUCAUCCAUGGCAACAGUGAUGGUGACUCAGAAGGCGAUGCCCCCAACAGGAAGCCAGAUGUCCGUCGUGAUGACAUGUUAGCUCGUCGUACGGCGGCCGGCGAAUCACGGACCUUCGUUCCCUUUAACCAGUUCCUGCCCAAUCGCAGCAAUGUCUCUACCUACGUUCCCACCGCCAGACGCAGGCCACGCCCUCAGGAUGGAGAGCACGGCAGUCUCCCUCAGCCCAUCUUAGAGGAGGGAAGAGAGGGGGAGGGGGGAGGUCCCUUUAAGAGACCACCAGGUCCCCGCUCCAGAAACCCCAAGACAGUCACAUGGGCCCCAGAUGGGGAGGGGCCUAAAGAGGAAGAGGGGGGGCAUGGGCAGGAAGAAGAAGUGUUGAAAUGGGAAGUAGAAGAACGUCAGAAGGUGCAGAGGCUGGAGAAGGCAGGGAUUAAAGUUCUACCUGCUGUGAUUCGCUACGGCAGAAGGCUGUUGGACCCUGACUCGGAGGGUGAGGCAGAGGUGAAGAGGGGGGAGGAGGGGAGGAAGGUUCCUGACGCCCGUAGAGACCUGGCGCUGGCCGCGCCCCCACGCCUCGCGGUUCCCAGAGUGUACCAGUCAUCUCCCCGCCUGCCUGCAGCCUCCGACAGAGAGCUCUGGGAGGAGAUCAGACGAGUCACACACUGCUCUGAUGGAGAGAAG
Molecule: messenger RNA, 1557 nt
Organism: Coregonus clupeaformis (lake whitefish)
Lineage: Eukaryota; Metazoa; Chordata; Actinopteri; Salmoniformes; Salmonidae
Product: LIM and calponin homology domains-containing protein 1-like
Exons: 12
Biological process (GO): actomyosin structure organization; positive regulation of stress fiber assembly; regulation of focal adhesion assembly
Cellular component (GO): stress fiber
Molecular function (GO): actin binding; myosin II head/neck binding
Source: RefSeq, a predicted model, not a curated record